Messenger RNA from Naumovozyma dairenensis CBS 421, 1119 nucleotides. It is a transcript of the gene NDJ1, whose product is annotated as Ndj1p. The transcript has a single exon. Lineage: Eukaryota; Fungi; Ascomycota; Saccharomycetes; Saccharomycetales; Saccharomycetaceae. The record is from RefSeq and is a predicted model, not a curated record. Bases 1 to 1119 code for a protein of 372 amino acids.
AUGCCAACUAAACAUUAUUUGAGAGAAAAAACAAGAAUGAUGGAGUCCAAGAAGUCGAAAAACGAGAUUACAAUGAUUCCGAAUGGUACUUCUUACUUUCCUACUUUUCCCAUCAAAAUCGAACCUUUGAAAUUAAGACAGAAAAAUUAUAUUGAUAACGAUACACCUGUAUCUAAUUUGGAUUUUUUGGAAUCCGUUCUAAAAAUGGAAGAGUUUCAAUUAACUACCACAGAUAAGGCAUCUCAACCAUUUGAAAUAUUCAAGAGAUGUCACUCUGUCAAUAAGAUCUUUCAAAUGGAAUCAUUUUUCCACAAGAAGAACAUGAAUAGGGUUGUUACCUCUUCUGAUUAUAGUUUUGAUUCAACGAUUUCCGAGGGUACCACCAUGGUCUUCAAAGAUGAAGAAACUGAGAAAGAGGGAGAAGAAAGAGAUAAUAAAAAGAAAACAUCCAUUGAGAUGGUAAAAAUUAUCAUAACACCACAAGCUUUAAGUGUUCAAGAUUCUUCAAUGCCAAUUAACAGGAACUGGAACAAGAUCAUAUUACAAUACGAUCAUUAUUUCAAAAGUAUAUUAAAGAAAUAUCAAGAAUAUGAUGGAUCAAAAAUAUAUUCGAAUUGGUAUUUUUUAAUUGAAUCAUACGUGGAAACUACACUUAGAGAAUUAUCAAUUAGAUACCUAAGAUGGGUAAAUUUGACUCCAAUGAUAUCUGUAUCUUCUUCCUUUCUUUCUCAACUCAAUAGAAUCCUAGAAAAUUUACCUAGGGUUUUUAUGAAAAGAUAUUUCCUUUAUCAAAAGGGUAAAGGAAAUUCAAUAGAUAAAUUUACCAACUCUCUAAAGAAUAUGAGUAAAUUCUUUGCAAACAAAAAGAGGGCCAAAAUUAUACAGCAAGAUGUCAUUAUAAGUGGGAUAUGGAUGGAUACUGAUAAUGGAAUAUUAAUCUUAAGUAAUUGCUUGCUUAAUUUUAACCCAAAUUUUUUUAAUAAUUCAGUCAAGGCAACCGCAGGCAUUUGCUUGAAGGAAAAGGGGAGAGAUAUUAUAGUAAAAAAACUUCUCUUCUUUAUCAAUUUUGCUAUCUUACACUGUUUCAUUAAUGAGAUACAAAUGGGAAGCAACCCAUAG